AUGGCAGGAACCCGUACACAUGCUGCGGCAGAGGCGCGGCACCUUUUACGGCGGCUCAAAUACCACGUGACACGCGGGCGCUGGCGGAGAGCUUCGCGCAUCAUCAGCGUCCUCCUUUACCGCCAAGGCGACUUUCUUGAACAAGUUGUCAAUACAGGCUUGCAAGUCCUGCAACGAGCCGGUGAUGACUACGGGCAGACCAAACGCUUCUACCAGAUUGCUGCAGCCAUUCUCAAGCCGCAGGUUUGUCGAUUUAGCACCUGGCCACUGCGUCGAGUGGCAUGCCCACCACUGCCCGACAAGCCUCAGUUGCCUUUCACUUGGCUCGCACACAUCCAUGGUCUGCCCCGGCUUGACCAGGGCCUCAAGCUGGAGCUGGAAUUGGCCGUCUUUAUGCUGCGACACGGUGACUUGGCCGAGGCUGUCAAUGCCCUUGAACGCUGCCUUUGCAUGGAGCCCAUGCCAUUGUUGGAGUCGCGGUGCAUCACGCCUCAUUUCCUGCGCAAUUAUGUAAUAGUAACCACAAUCCAACGUGCCGUGCAUCUCCUGACCAUCGUGGUCAAUGGCCCCAACCCUCCGGCAAUGGCCGUGCUUGCUCUCAAUCAGGUGUAUAUUGAAGCCGGUGAUGCGAGUGCUGCCGCCACGGUCCUUACGCAGGCCAUUGAACGUGAUCCCACGUGUCCUCUUUAUCACGAGUAUGUUAAGAGACGUGUCUCAGCCAAACGCAUCCCAAAGCCAACGCUCAUCUCUGGCCUGCUGGACUGCAGCCCUUUAUUUUUGGCGCAAAAACGACUGGGAACAUCAGGCCUGCGCCUUUUGCCCGCCACCCGGCUGCAUGGCAUGCUUUUUGCACCUUGCUCAACGGAGAUAAACGGUACGCCAUCUGCCGUCAUCGCCGUGGCUUUUGGCACGGGCUUGUCUCAUGUGCAGUGCGGGAAUAGCAUGCUUCCUGGACGGCCCGAAGCACAUGAUGUGGACAUGGGCGUGGAAGACUUGGAGGAUGCGGACGGCAUGAGUGACGAGGUGCCCUGGUGGCGUGAACGACUCGACUGGUGGCAAGACGUUUAUUUUUCUGCGCGUCAUCUACCAGAUCAACUCAGUGCGGCUCUGGUGGCCGUCUUGCCGGCACGGAGCAUUCUGGUUCAGAUGCUUGGGCCCACAACAUUGAAAGAGGGAGAAGACUUUGUUGAACUAGUUGCCAGUGCAAUGGUGGAUCACCGGCACCGCGUUAGGACAAAGCUGGAAGCGUGCCACGCCUUGCUCGAGGCCCAGUCACCCUCGCAAGAACUGUGGCAAACGUACCUCACUCGCAUGAGCGAGUGUUCCUGCGCCUGGCCGGCUAGCCAAUACCUCGUACCUAGCCUCAGCCCAACGCCGCUGUCCAGGAACAACCGACCAGAGUCGGCUUCUGCAACCAACGCGUCAUUGCUGACCGCAUCGGCCGUGGCUGGUGUCAGCCAAGCUAGUCAGCUUGGUGGCUAUUCCCUCUCGGUCGGGCCGACCCUCGACUUUGCAGACGACCCCAUGAACCCCUUUGUGACCCCAAGCCGGCUACCCCAGUCGCAAAGGACUUUGCCACCCACCGAUGAAGCUGAAAGUGAGGAGGAUUGGACCAAGGCGCUGAGUAGCGACGAGGAUUGA
This is a messenger RNA of Monosiga brevicollis MX1, 1641 nucleotides long. RefSeq lists its product as uncharacterized. The record is from RefSeq and is a predicted model, not a curated record. NCBI's taxonomy places the organism in Eukaryota, Choanoflagellata, Craspedida, Salpingoecidae. The coding region runs from base 1 to 1641 and encodes 546 amino acids. The transcript has 6 exons. Gene Ontology annotation, molecular function: protein binding.